GUCUUGGCAUUUGGAGGGGAGAAUGCUUUCAACAGCUGUAGCUUAGCAACAGUAGCUCGCCGGCGUUGCUAGGCAGCCCUUUUUCAUAAAAGGCCCACUCACCCUUCCAGCCCCCGCCCCCGGCCCACCAUCUUCAAGUCACUUUCCCUUCCGUCAUCGGUUUUGUUCUGAUCACAUUGGUCCGUGUUGAUGUUUGAGCGAAGAGGCGCUUUAGGCAACGUCCAACUGCACAUCUACAUCUCCGUUUUGUCUGUGAUGGUCCUGGAGAAGGAAAUAUCACCACCACCACACCACAGAUUCGCUUUUAAGGGUUUCAUGUGCUCAUUCCGGGAGGACACCAGGGCCCCAUGAUUCAAGCUCUGUGAGACGGCAGCAGUCAGGCCUGUGUGCUGGAUGUCUGGGACGGAUCCAUGGGCCAGAAGGACCAUGUGGAGGCGGGAGCGGGCCACAUCCUCGACCUGGAGCUGGAUUUGGAGUAUCUUCACGUAGCGGGGUUCAACCGGCAGGCUGGCGGCUCUGACGGGCCCCCCGCUAUGGAGGAGCAGGGGGAGCGCUCUGCAGAUUCCCCUCCCCCCGCUGCGGCGGAAGAAAACCCCGGGUCCGAUGCAGAGCGCCAACCGCCGGCGGCUUCCAGCGCCCCCCUCGCCGCCGACCCCGACCCGGACGGAGGAGAGGGAGGGUUAACUCCCAGUAAGAACGCCCACCAGCCCCUUUGUAGGACCCCAUGUGUGGACUUGGGCACUGAGGGUCCUCCUGAGCUCCCGGCUGAGCUCUCGUCGGAGCUCGAGCACGAGGCGUCGCCCGCCUCGCCAUGCAAGCGCCCCCCAGAGCCUCCCCACAAACCCUCCUCCUCGGAGCCGGCGCCCGAGGCCGGCGGCAAGGAGUACCGGGCAAAGCUGGAGUUUGCCCUGAAGCUGGGCUACUCGGAGGAUACGGUGCUCCUGGUGCUCUCCAAGCUCGGCCCUGACACCCUCAUCAAUGACAUUCUGGGAGAGCUGGUCAAACUGGGCACCAAGUCGGACAGCGAGCAGCCGGCCGGAUCGCUGGCCUCCACCUCGUCCACGUCCUCGUCCUCCUCCUCUUGUGGCUACUCUGAUCUGCUGGACAGCCAGAGGUCGGACUCGCCCUGUCCGUCAGACUCUCUGAGUGACCAGGACAACCUGCGCCCGAUCGUGGUGGAUGGCAGCAACGUAGCCAUGAGCCAUGGCAACAAAGAGGUGUUUUCCUGCCAGGGCAUCCAGCUGGCUGUGGAUUGGUUCCUAGAGCGAGGUCAUCAUGACGUCACGGUGUUUGUGCCCGCUUGGAGGAAAGAGCAGUCGCGCCCUGACGCCCCGAUAACGGAUCAGGAGAUCCUGCGUCGCCUGGAGAAAGAAAAGAUCCUGGUCUUCACUCCUUCGCGGCGUGUCCAAGGUCGGCGCGUGGUUUGCUAUGACGACCGCUUCAUCGUCAAGCUCGCCUACGAGUCAGACGGCAUCAUCGUCUCCAAUGACAACUACCGAGACUUGGCUAACGAGAAGCCCGAGUGGAAGAAGUUCAUCGAUGAGCGGCUGCUCAUGUAUUCCUUCGUCAAUGACAAAUUCAUGCCCCCAGAUGACCCUCUAGGUCGUCAUGGCCCCAGCGUUGAUAACUUCCUGAGGAAAAGGCCGGUCAUGCCCGAGCAGAAGAAACAGCCUUGCCCAUACGGAAAGAAGUGCACUUACGGCCACAAGUGUAAGUACUACCACCCAGAAAGAGGUGCUCAGCCUCAGCGAGCUGUGGCCGACGAGCUGCGUGCCAGUGCCAAGACCUGUGUCACCACAAAGACCCAGGGGGACACCGGCUUGGUGAAGAGCCACAGCGUGCCAGCUGGCAGCUUUGAGGCCAAAAAGGGCGCCCAGAAACGGCAGUCGGACCCCAGCAUCCGAGCCCUGUCGUACGGUGAUGCCGAGGAGAAGCUGGCCAAAGGGAGGGCGGAAAGUCAGAAGAACAACAACAGCAGCGGCGGGGGCGGAGGCAUGAGCAUGUCCUCGGCCUCAGGAGACCCUCUGAUUAGUUUCAGCCUUCCCCCGGACCAGCAGUCCAGAACAGUGACUCCCCAUAGUCUACCGGGCCCCAGCCACGACCUUUACCCUCACUGUGAGUCCCCCGACCUGAGCUACUACUCGGUGACGCGUGCCUACUCGGGCCUGAGCCUCUCCUCCAGACGCAGCCCGGACUGCCGCUUCCCCAACGACACGGACAUGCGGCUCGGCUCCGUGGGCUCGGCGGGCUCCGAGUGCGGCAGCGAGAGCAGCGCGAGCUGCGGCAGCGGCAGCUGCGACUCGUACGGCGAGAGGCCGUGCGCCGGGUGCCCCCCGGAGACCUCGCUGGACGACGGCCUCCAUUUCGCCAAUCCCCACAGCCGGCUGUAUCCGCACCGCGCGGCGCCCAACCACGAGCUCUGUGGCCUCCAUCCCGCCGAUUACUCCAGCGCGCAGCACGCGGCCAACGCGGGGGCGCACGGCUACCACCCGAGCGCGCCGCGCGGACCGAACUGCGCUCGCGAUCAGCCUCCUCCCAAGCAGCCCCUCUACCCGCUGCCCCCGCACCUCCAGCACCAGCCGCUGGCCGCGCGCUCCAGCUGCCCGGGCGAUUACCACUCCCUGCCCCAGUCCAACCCGCACGCCCCCGGGUCUCCCCUGGGCCGCUGCCUGGCGCCGACGCGCCGGGAGAGUGUGUCCGACUCGCACCUCUACGAGCACCUGUCCACGCAGCACCAUCGCCACCGCACCAAAGCUUUGCCCGGCUGGGACACGUACUACCGGCAGCCUCCGCUGCCGCCGUCCCGGUACGAGCCGUCCGCCUAUCAGAGUCUGCCGGACACGCGGCAGGCGUCCUGGCACGCCCCUCCCUGGGCACAGGACGGCUACGGCCAGCACCACUCCUCCCACCCGGCUCUCCACCCGUCCUCGGCGCAUUACUUAAACCACCCGCCGCCCCAAGCCCGCUCGCCUCACCCGCCUCAUCCACCCGGCGCUCCUCUCCCGCCGCCGUACGCGUCCCACAGCGCUCACCACGCGGCGCCGUCACACGCCCCGCCCUCUUACAUGCCGCAGCACCCAGAAUCGCCUGCGCACAGCCGCUACGUGGACAUGCGGGAGAAAGUGUACGCCGACCUGUGUAACAUCUUCCCCUCGGAGCUGGUGAGGCGCGUGAUGGCCCGGAGCCCCCACAUCACGGACCCCCAGCAGCUGGCAGCCGCCAUACUUUCAGAGAAAGCCCAAACGGGAUACUGAAGAAGAAAUCAACAGCCGUCAUGUAGUCUCGAGAGGAAAUAGUGGUUUGCGUCAGUGGAGUUUGGGCCUUUUGUAGCACUUGAAAGCAUGAUAGAUUUGCAUGGUUGGAUUUUAAAUAGUGGCGUGCUUUUGGAUCGUGUUUGAGGAGACCGUUUUGUUCUUUUCUCACGACGUUGAUCAGACAACGCGUACGUAUGAAGGAUCUACAAUGCAGAGGAUGAUCCAACCCGAGCGCUGGUCACGACGCAGCGACAGCUCAUCCUUUAAGGAGCGUAGGGGGAGCGAGUCCUCCUGUGGCGAUUUCCUCAGACCGGCCCAGUUAGUCUGAUGUCGUAGCUUAAGAUCUGUCUUUCACACGCAGAACUUGUUAUGCCUCAAAUUCGAAAAGGUGCAUUUUUGUGUUACAAGUAAAUGAUGGUAGAGUUCUUGCAUUCAUAAUGACUGAUAUGUAGGAUCAUUCAGGCAUUUCCACCUCCUUUAUGACUAGAGUCUGACGUAAUGUGCACCCACAUUGUGACAAGCUACAAAGCAGCAUUUGAAAAUAUUCUCUCUACAUGUGUUCGGUGCCAGAUGGGUGGGAUUUUCUUCUUCAUAAUUAAUGAGAAAAGAGUCGGGUAUAUUUUUUCUGCUGGUUCAUUUGAUAUGUGGGGAAUCCACAGCAGGAGGUCCGUGUAUCAUACGAAUCUGUGUUGUGAGGCUUUCGCCAUGUUGGUUAAAGUUGGUGUCUGAAAGACGGUCGUCUUAUUUGAGAUGACGUCAGUAUAUUUUGGUCAGAGUUGUAGCUGUAGAGAUGGGUCACCCUGUCGUGUGUACCUUAGUUUUAGUAAGGGACAUCUCUUUUCUCCCUCUCUCUCUGGCCCUUUUACUUAGGGUCAACUCUGGUAUCUGCUGCAGACAGAGAACAUCUGGACAUCAGUAAAUCAAACGUGUUUAUUGUAAAUAUAUUUAACAGACUCCCCUGGUGUCCAUUUGGCGCAGGCAUCUGCGGCAGAUCCCAGCGGAAUCCUUGUUAGACAGAGAAGAACCUUGUUUGAUACAAAUUGUAUCAUUAACUAAGUCGCUGAUGUUAUAUACAGUACAUCCAUCUAACACACCCGAUGUGGGGCUUUAUGAUUUAAAUGCAUUGACAACAGUUACGCUCCAAUCGAGAGGCUCCGGCUUUUAAUUUUGUGGAAAUUGCUUGAGACAAUUAUUUUAAAUGUUAUGAAACGGAAGGAGUUUUCUGCCUGUGUUCAGGUAUCACAACUUCUUUAUUUUCCCUUUUGGGUUUGAAGCUGGUUUAUUUUCUCCAGGAGCUCAGAUUAAAUCCUGUGAGAAGUUUGCUGGUUAAAUGCCCAUUUUAAAAACAAGAGAACUAGUCUUGGUUACUCGCGCUGAGGUCGGGGUCAGAUCAUUUUGGGGCUUUUUGUGGCCUCUUUUGUUACCUCUUUAACUAACCCAUUGUUUUUAUUGAUUCACGAAUUGAGCGGACGGACCCCAACCAGGUUUCACAUUCGGGUCAGUCCCAUAAACCCCGGUGGUCGUUUUGAAUGUCUGUCACACUAACAAAAGCUCUACCUGGAGUAUUUGCAAAGGUAUGAAGUGGUUUUUGCCUUUAGAAGACGAGGUUUUGAAACGACCCAGGUGUAAUAUGAAGUAUAGCAGGAUGUUUACAUUACAUUUCCAGACACAAAUGUAUUAAUAGCUUCAAAAACAUAGUUUCAACUCUUCCACACGCAGGAAGCUACCCGAGCACUUAUAGGCCCGUGCAUUAUUAAUUACACACAGAUGUGUGACCGAUCGCAUGGUCCUAGAGUAGGUUGCACUUCUCUUAGCAUAAACCUGUGAAUGUUACGAGUUACUCUUCAGGUAGAGCCCAACCAAAGUGUAACGGCAGUUCAAAGUGGCCGCCGGCGGCUCCUCAGAGCGUGAGCUCCGUGAAGCCCCACGGGGUUCCUUUGCUGUCCAACGGGUCACAUUGUACAAUAACACGUGGCGUUGAUGAGCGAACCUGUGUGUGUAGUGAAGAAGCGCCUGCUCUCCGGCCUCCUGGCACUGUGUGUCAGUGUGGCACCUGAGCGUGGGCCCAAAGUAAUGCCUCUUCAUGGCAUUGUGCUUAUGACACAUCCAAUACUCUGAACUAUGUUCAGCCUACUGUUGUGCAUGAUUUUGUUUCCACGUGUGUGACCUUGUGUACAUAGCGUUGUCUUGAUGUUUCUGUGACGGCUCUAUAAAGCGGACUUGUGUUUCUGCUUGUUAAUCUUUUAUUUCACACAGCAGUUAGUUGAUUUCAGGACAAUGUGUGUUUUCUAUAAGGCUUGAUAUUUACUCAAAAGGAUGAGGAAGCAUCUCGCUCCUCCGGUGUGCUGGAGGUAUACAAUGAAAAUCCUAUCAAAUUAUAUUUCUAUAUUGCCAGUAGAAUACUUGUGUAACAUUCAACUGUAACUGUGAUCGUUCAUUAAAAAUAGUACUGCUACAAAAAAGUGA
Molecule: messenger RNA, 5720 nt
Organism: Gasterosteus aculeatus aculeatus (three-spined stickleback)
Lineage: Eukaryota; Metazoa; Chordata; Actinopteri; Perciformes; Gasterosteidae
Source: RefSeq, a predicted model, not a curated record